Messenger RNA from Diospyros lotus (date-plum), 6418 nucleotides. Its product is annotated as DNA-directed RNA polymerase V subunit 1. Bases 441 to 6173 code for a protein of 1910 amino acids. The record is from RefSeq and is a predicted model, not a curated record. The transcript has 20 exons. Gene Ontology annotation, molecular function: DNA binding. Gene Ontology annotation, cellular component: RNA polymerase II, core complex. Lineage: Eukaryota; Viridiplantae; Streptophyta; Magnoliopsida; Ericales; Ebenaceae. Gene Ontology annotation, biological process: DNA-templated transcription.
GUCGAAGCACCCGCUCGGUGCAUGCAGUCUCUCUCUCUCUCUCUCUCCCCCGAGCGUUUCUCUCUCCCCUCUUCUACAGUCCGAGCGUCGCGAAGACGGAGAUUCCUCUUUGCGUCGCUCUCUCUGUCUCUGUCUCUGUCUCUGUCUCUCUCUCUCUCUCACCGCACACUCUCUCGCGCCUUCGUUCUGCGUAAUCACGGUUUCCGAGUCUCUUUCACUCGCAUUUGGCCGUCCGGAGUUGGGAUGAACUAGGGUUUUCGUUCCGGAAUGGGGAGGGAGGAAUCUGUUUGGUACUCAUGCAGUUUGUAGUAGAGCUAAGUUUUGAAGACAUCUGAUAUAACUUCGGGUUGUGCUACUGAUCUUUGUUGUUUCUCAUCGGUGUCAGGGGUGUGCUUUGGGCCUUCGUUUAUGGUGCUUUUCCAAGAAAAGUUGUGAAAGAUAUGGAAGAGAGCCCCUCAACAACAGUUUGGGAUGGGAGAAUAACAGGGAUUAAAUUUGGUUUGGCAUCCUCUGAGGAGAUUUGCAUAUCUUCCAAUAGCGACUUUCCUAUAACUCAUGCUAGUCAGCUUGCGAAUCCUUUCCUUGGUUUGCCACUUGACUCGGGAAAAUGUGAAUCAUGUGGUGCAGUGGAACCUGGAAACUGUGAAGGUCAUUUUGGGUAUAUAGAGUUACCAAUUCCCAUUUAUCACCCUUCACAUUUGAGCGAGCUGAAGAGGUUACUGAGUUUACUGUGCUUGAAAUGUUUGAAGCUAAAAAGUGGAAAGUUUCAGGUCAAAGACAUUGGCUUUCUUGAAAGAGCUUUGUCCUCAUGUUGCGAGGAGGCUUCUCAAAUUUCUGUUGACGAGGUUACAACAACAGAUGGCGCAGGCUACAUAGAGUUAAAACUGCCAUCUAAGUCAAACAUCCGAGAAGGAUACUGGAAUUUUUUAGACAGAUAUGGUUACAGAUAUGGUGAAGGCAAAAGGCGACCUUUGCUUCCUUCUGAGGUGAAUGCAAUUCUAAAAAAAAUACCUGCGGAGACCAAGAAAAAGCUUGCUGUGAAAGGAUACUUCCCUCAAGAUGGGUAUAUCAUCCAAUAUUUGCCAGUCCCGCCAAACUGUUUGUCUGUUCCAGACAUAUCUGAUGGAAUUACUGUCAUGUCCUCAGAUCUCUCUAUUACGAUGCUGAAGAAAGUACUGAAGCAAGUUGAGAUUAUCAAAAGUUCAAGAUCUGGGACCCCAAAUUUUGAAUCUCAUGAAGUUGAAGCAAAUGAUUUGCAAGCAACAGUUGCACAGUAUCUUCGAGUUAGAGGUGCUGCCAAGGCAUCUCGUGAUGUUGAAACAAGAUUUGGGAUUAGAAAAGAGCUGAAUGAUUCUUCUACUAAAGCAUGGCUUGAGAAGAUGAAGACCUUAUUUAUCCGAAAGGGUUCAGGAUUCUCUUCACGGAGUGUUAUUACUGGUGAUGCGUAUAAAGGUGUCCAGGAAAUUGGACUACCUUUUGAAAUUGCUCAAAGGAUUACAUUCGAGGAGAGAGUUACUCAGUAUAAUAUGCAGUAUCUGCAGAAGCUGGUCGAUGAAAAACUCUGUUUAACCUAUAGGGAUGGUUCAUCAACUUAUUCUCUACGGGAAGGUUCAAAGGGACAUACCUUUUUAAGACCUGGUCAAGUGGUACAUCGACGGGUAAUGGAUGGGGAUAUAGUUUUCAUAAAUAGACCACCAACCACUCACAAACAUUCCCUCCAAGCUUUGUCAGUAUAUGUUCACGAUGAUCAUACGGUCAAGAUCAACCCGCUUAUUUGCGGGCCACUUAGUGCUGAUUUUGAUGGGGACUGUGUUCAUUUAUUUUAUCCCCAAUCUCUUGCUGCUAAAGCAGAGGUUUUGGAACUCUUCUCUGUUGACAAACAGUUGCAGAGUUCUCAUAGUGGGAACCUUAACUUGCAAUUGACCACUGAUUCGUUAUUAUCUCUAAAAAUUAUGUUUAAGAAUUACUUCUUCUCUAGAGCAGUGGCCCAACAGUUAGUGAUGUUCGUUUCAAAUUCUUUGCCAUUGCCGGCAGUGGUGAAGGCUCAAAGAUCAGGCCCUCAGUGGACUGCUUUACAAGUAUUACAGACUGCUCUUCCGCGGUGCUUUGACUUUUGGAAGGAGACAAGUCUCAUUCGACAAAGUGAAAUACUGAGUAUAGAUUUUAGCAGAGACCUUUUACAAGGAAUGACUAAUGAUAUUAUUACCUCUAUUUUCUGUGACAAGGACCCAGGGGAAGUUUUAAAGUUCUUUAACUUUUUACAGCCCUUGCUCAUGGAACAUUUGUUUUCAAAUGGGUAUAGUGUGAGCCUAGAAGAUUUUUCCAUACCCACAGAGGUAGUGAAAGAUAUUAAAAAAUGCAUUCAGGAUGUUUCACCAUUGUUGCGUCAUUUGCGGUCAGCUUAUAACGAGUUGGUAGAGUUGCAAUUGGAGAAUCAGUUGCGACUUUUGAGAGUUCCUGUUGCAAAUUUUGUUCUGAAGUCCUCAGCAAUAGGUAAUGUAAUAGAUUCUAAAAGUGAUUCAGCCAUUAAUAAAGUUGUCCAACAAAUUGGGUUCUUGGGGUUGCAACUUUCAGACAAGGGGAAAUUUUACUCCAAGAGUUUGGUAGGUGACAUGGCUUAUCUUUUUGAGAAGAAGUAUCCUCUGUGUGGUACCCAUCCAUCUGAGGAGUUUGGCCUGGUGACGAGUUGCCUUUUUCAUGGCUUGGAUCCAUAUCAGGAGAUGGUUCAUUCUAUUUCUGCCAGGGAAGUGAUUGUCCGUUCGUCUAGAGGAUUGACAGAACCGGGGACUCUAUUCAAGAAUUUAAUGGCCAUACUUCGGGAUGUUGUCAUCUGUUAUGAUGGGACAGUGAGGAAUCUCUGUAGCAAUUCAAUAAUUCAAUUUGAGUAUGGUUAUAAGCCUGGGACAAAGAGAUUAUUUGUUGCUGGUGAACCUGUUGGUGUGUUGGCUGCAACUGCCAUGUCAAAUCCAGCAUAUAAAGCAGUCCUUGACUCUUCCCCGAGCAGUAAUUCCUCAUGGGAGAUGAUGAAGGAGAUACUUCUUUGCUCAGUAAAUUUCAAGAAUGAUCUCUCAGACCGACGGGUAAUAAUAUAUUUGAAUGAUUGUGAUUGUGGGAGAAAGUAUUGCCGAGAAAAUGCUGCGUAUCUGGUUAAGAAUCAGUUGAAAAAAGUCAGACUAAAGGAUAUUGCUGCUGAAUUCUUGAUUGAGUAUAACGGGCUACAAAGAAUGCAUGGAAGUUCUGAAUUUGAUGCUAAUCUUCUUGGCCAUGUUCAUCUUAAUAAGGCACAGUUUGAAGGCUUGCAUAUGGACUUGCAAGAGGCUUGUGAGAAAUGCCAAGAAACUAUGAAUUCAUUUCGGAAGAAGAAGAAAGUUGGUCAUCUCUUCAAGAGAUUAAAAAUAUCUGCAUGCGAAGAUUGUUCUUUUGGGCAAUCAUCAGAUAUUGGUGUGCCGUGCUUGAAGUUCUGGCAAGACAUUGGUGGUGAUCAUCUAGAGAGGAACUCACAUAUUCUUGCUGACACAGUUUGUCCUGUCUUGCUAGAAACUGUUAUUAAAGGUGACCGAAGAGUUUGCUGGGCAAAUGUGAUUUGGAUUAGUCCAGAUACAACAACUUGGAUCAGAAAUCCUUGCAAGAGUAAAGAAGGCGAACUGGCUUUGGAUGUUGUCCUGGAGAAAGAAGCUAUUAAGCGGUCUGGAGAUGCAUGGAGGAUUCUCAUGGACUGUUGCCUUCCAGUCAUUCAUCUAAUUGACACAAGUCGUUCAAUCCCCAAUGCAAUAAAGCAAGUACAGGAACUGCUUGGAAUUUCUUGUGCUUUUGAGCAAGCUGUUCAGCGCCUCUCGACAUCAGUGUCAAUGGUUGCAAAAGGUGUGCUUAAGGAUCAUCUUAUUCUCUUGGCUAAUAGUAUGACAUGCCCUGGGAAUAUGAUUGGUUUCAAUAGUGGUGGUAUAAAAGCACUGUCUCGAUCACUGAAUGUCCAAGUACCAUUUGCAGAGGCAACAUUGUUUACACCAAAAAAAUGCUUUGAGAGAGCUGCCGAAAAGUGUCAUGCUGAUUCCUUAUCAAGCAUAGUUGCUUCAUGUUCAUGGGGAAAACAUGUGACUGUUGGCACAGGCUCUCAAUUUGACGUUCUUUGGGGCACAAGAGAGGUUGGACUGAAUAAUCAAGAGGGAAUUGAUGUCUAUAACUUUCUUCAUUUGGUAAGGAGUUCGAGAGAAGAGGAAACAGGAACUGAUUGUCUUGGCACAGAAAUUGAUAACAUUGAACUGGAGAAUGAUGAUAUGGAAUGGGCCCCAUCUCCAGACCGUAGCUCUGAUAAGCCAAUCUUUGAAGAUAGUUCUGAAGUUCAGAAUGACUUGGAGGAUCUGACAGUGGACUGGAGUAGGCCCAGUGGAUCUAAUUGGGAGAAGGUUUCAUGUCUAAAUACAGAGUCCAGUGGCAGGAAUGAUGACCAUGGUGAUGGAAAAGAUUGGAUGGUAGACAAAAAACAAAACUUGGGGGGUAAAAAAUCAUUGUCAGAAUCAAGUGGUUGGUCCAGUUGGGGUCUUGGUACAGUUCGAACAGAUGAUGUACUUUGUACAACCACUGAGAAAACAAAACAGGGGGAUACUUCUAAAACUGUUGUUGGUUGGGGCCAUUCCAAUAGUGAUCGAUCAGAUGAAUUGGAAUCUCAGUCAGGAAAGCGAAAAGAGUCUCCUUCCUAUUUCUGGAAUUCCAGUGGAAAUGAUGAGUCCAAUGAUGGAAUUGAUUGGAUGGCUGGAAAAAAGCCACAUCCCGGUGCUGGCGUAACACCAACAAAUCCAAGUGGGUCUUCCAGCUGGGGAGCUGAUUCUGUGAAGACACAGGAUAACCUCUGGAAUUCCAGUCAGAAUGACAAGUCCAAUGAUGGGAAUGAUUGGCUGGAUGGAAAAAAGAAAAUUCUAGGUUCCAGUACAAUGUCAGUAAAUCCAAGUGGGUGGUCCAGUUGGGGAGCUGACACUGGGAAGACACAUGAUAACCUCUGGAACUCCAGUCAAAAUGAUGAGUCCAAUGAUGAAUGGCUGGCUGGAAAAAAGAAAAAUCUAGGUGCUGGCACAGCACCAGCAAAUCCGAGUGGUUGGUCCAGUUGGGGAGCUGAUGCUGGGAAGACACAGGAUAACCUCUCUAGAAGACCACCAGAGCUACAACAGGAUAUUCUGGUUGAUGAGAGCCAAUGUACAGUUGAUGAAAAAUCUCAGGCUGGACAGAAGAAAGAAUCACCUGCCAGUUUAUGGAAUCGCAGUCAAAAUGUAAUGAAUGAACAGACAAAUCAAUCAGCAAGUGAAAGUGGCUGGGAUCCUGCAAACACAGUCAGUCAGAAUGAAAGUGUACAACCACAGUGGGGUAAGCCAAGAAGGUUCUCUUCUAAGAAAGAACAAACUGAUAGCCCACGUGGUUGGGGUUCCUCUAAUACUGGAGAUUGGAAAAACAAAGCAGUUGGAAAUUUAACUGCAACAAGACAGCGAUUGGAUAUGUUCACCUCUGAGGAACAAGAUAUUUUGUCAGAUGUUGAGUUGAUAAUGCAAUCUAUUAGAAGAAUUCUGCAUCAGACUGGGUACAAUGACGGGGAUCCAUUGUCUGCCGAGGAUCAGUCAUUCGUGCUUGACAAUGUGUUCACUCAUCAUCCUGAUAAAAGUACAAAGAUGGGAGCAGGGAUAGAUUAUGUAAUGGUUACGAAGCACAGCAGUUUUCAGGACAGCAGGUGCUUCUAUAUCGUCAAGACGGAUGGUCACAAAGAGGAUUUUUCUUACCGCAAAUGUUUAGAGAACUUCAUCAGGGGGAAGUACCCUGACAGGGCUGAAGCUUUCAUUCCAAAGUACUUCAAGAAGCCUCGUUCUGGAUGGAACCGAGAACGCAGUGUUGCUCCGGAUGAAGCUGGGCCUGAUAACAGGCCUGCUCGUUCUGGUUGGAACAGGGAAAGCAGUAUUGCUCCUGAUGAAGCCGUGUCUGAAAACAGGCGUGCUCGUUCUGGUUGGAACAGGGAAAGCAGUGUUGCUCCUGAUGAAGCCGGGCCUGAAAACAGGCCUGCUCGUUCUGGUUGGAACAGGGAAAGUAGUGUUGCUCCCGAUGACGCCAGGCCAGGAAACAAGCCUGCUCGUUCUGGUUGGAACAGGGAAGGCAGUGUUACUCCAGAUGAAGCCGAGCCGAAAAACAGGUGGUAGGCUGAUGUCGUAAUAUUUGUGCAGGGUAACUUGUUAGACUCUCUGUAGGUUUAAUUUUUCUGUAAGUAGGUAAAGAAGUUUUUCUGCGCCCAUCCCAUCUUUUGCUAUUUUGAUUUGUACAUAAGGGAGCAGAUGCAGAUGCAUGCUAUAACAUUUCAAGUGUUAAAAUCCCAAAUUUUAAUGGGCUGCCCCAUUCUUACCAGCGGGAGCAGUUAGCUGCUAUUUUGAUGAUCUAUUUGGUUGUA